AACGGCGUCAGGAGCUGGUACGACAACUACGGCUCGAUCGACUGGGUCCACGACUCGAUCAAGAACUCGAUCCGCAUGCGCCGCCUGCGACAGCGCAAGCGCACCGACGGCCUCCGAGGCCACCUCGCCAACGCCGUCGACGGCAGCCUCGGCUGGGUCCUCGUGUCCGUCAUCGGCUUCUGCACCGCCUGCAUCGCCUUCGCCAUCACCCGCACCGAGAUGUGGCUCUUCGACCUCAAGGAGGGCUACUGCGCCCCGAGCUGGCGCACCGCCAAGCGCUUUUGCUGCGCCGACGCCGCCACGGGCGCGUUCGCGCCGCACGCGCUCGUCGCCGGCGGCGAGCCCGAGUGCGCAGCGUGGAGGACGUGGGAGCAGGUGUGGGGCGAGUGGUUGGGGAGUGGUGACGGCCCGAGCAGGCUCGCAGGCCCGCUCAUGUACCUCGUCUUUGCCCUGUCGUUCUCGUUCCUGUCGGCGUUCCUGACGAUCCACUUUACGGCGUCGACGUCCAUCUACAGCGCCAAGGACUCGCCCCUGUACGGCGCAGUCGACGAGGCCGACCCGUCGACCGGCAAGGACGAGCCAGACGUCGCGCCUCUCCUCGUCCCUCGUCCUCGCAAGACGCUCUACUACGCCGCCGGCAGCGGCAUCCCCGAGAUCAAGACGAUCCUGUCGGGCUUCGUCAUCCGCGGCUUCCUCGGCUCGUGGACCCUCGCCGUCAAGUCGGUCGGCCUCGCCCUCUCGGUCGCGUCGGGCCUGUCGCUCGGCAAGGAGGGCCCGCUCGUCAUGAUCGCGUGCUGCGUCGGCAACAUCGCGACCCGGUUCGUCAAGAAGUACGACCGCAACGAGGCCAAGCGGCGCGAGAUCCUCAGCGCGGCGUGCGCGGCCGGCGUCGCCGUCAGUUUCGGCGCUCCCGUCGGCGGCGUCCUGUUCUCGCUCGAGGAGGUCUCGUACUUCUUCCCGCCGCAGACGAUGCUGCGCAGCUUCUGGGCCGCCAUGAUCGCCGCCGCCUCGCUCAAGUUCCUCGACCCGUUCGGCACGGGCAACAUCGUCCUGUUCGCCGUCACGUACGACCGCGACUGGCACGCGCUCGAGCUCGUCGGCUUUGUCGCGUUGGCCAUCUUUGGCGGCGUGUACGGCGCCUGCUUCAACCGGGCCAACAUCCUGUGGACGCGCGAGGUCCGCAACAAGUCGUUCCUGCGCUCGCGCCCGAUCGUCGAGGUUGCCAUCGUCACCCUGUUCACCGCCGCCAUCGCCUUUACCAACCCGUGGGCCAAGCAGGGCGGCACCGAGCUCAUCUCGACCCUGUUCUCCGAGUGCCACAAGGACGACAGCCUGUCGGGCGUGUGCGUCUCGACGCCUGACCAAGUUUGGCCGCUCGUCGCGAGCCUCGGCGCAGCGCUCCUCCUCAAGGCGGUCUGUACCGCCGUCACGUUCGGCAUCAAGGUCCCAGCCGGCGUCUUCGUUCCCUCGCUCGCGGUCGGCGCGUGCGCAGGUCGCAUCCUGGGCCUCGUCGUCGAGUACCUCCACGCCCAGUACCCGUCGAGCAUCGUCUUUGAGGGCUGCCGCGCCAACCUGAGCGAGCCGGGCCCGAGGCCGUUCGGGCAGGCUUGCGUCCUUCCGGGAGUGUGGGCCAUGAUCGGCGCCGCAUCAACGCUUGCCGGCGUGACGAGGACGACCGUCUCGCUCGCCGUCAUCGUCUUUGAGCUCACGGGCACCCUCACGUACUCGGUCCCGACCAUGCUCGCCGUCCUGCUCAGCAAGACGGUCGCCGACAGGAUCGAGCCCAGGAGCAUCUACGACCUGGUCAUCGAGGUCGCCGACCUCCCCUACCUCGACGCCAAGACCGAGUACAUCCACGAGUCGGCCCCAGGCGACAUUGUCGACGCCGACGCGCCGACCAUCUCGCUCGUCGAGCCCAACACGCUCGCCUCGCUGCACGCCAAGCUCGCCGCCAUGUACGCGAGCGGCACGGCGAGCGGCUUCCCGCUCGUCGCACCCGACGGCGUCGACGGCCCCGAGCGCAUGUACGCCUACAUCGCGUCGAAGGAGCUCGAGCACGGCAUCGCCCGGGCCCGAGCGCGCGGCGUGCCCGAGACGACACGCUGCGGGUUCAGCGCCGUCGAGGCCCUCGCUCGAGUGCGAGUCGUGCGAGGCCGCGACGUCGUCGACCUUGGGUGGCUCGUCGACCAGGCGCCGCUCACGGUCAACGUGCGCAGCCCGAUGGAGCUCCUGCACGAGAUGUUCGUCAAGCUCGGCAUCCGCUACGCCGUCGUCGGCGACGAGCGUGGCCUGUACCUCGGCGUCAUUGAGAAGAACCGCUACCUGCACUACCUGCGUUGGCUCGAGAAG
Molecule: messenger RNA, 2349 nt
Organism: Rhodotorula graminis WP1
Lineage: Eukaryota; Fungi; Basidiomycota; Microbotryomycetes; Sporidiobolales; Sporidiobolaceae
Exons: 12
Biological process (GO): transmembrane transport; chloride transport
Cellular component (GO): early endosome; Golgi apparatus; membrane
Molecular function (GO): voltage-gated chloride channel activity
Source: RefSeq, a predicted model, not a curated record